Bathycoccus prasinos is the source of this 159-nucleotide messenger RNA. RefSeq lists its product with no specific name. Bases 1 to 159 code for a protein of 52 amino acids. The record is from RefSeq and is a predicted model, not a curated record. NCBI's taxonomy places the organism in Eukaryota, Viridiplantae, Chlorophyta, Mamiellophyceae, Mamiellales, Bathycoccaceae. The transcript has a single exon.
AUGGUGAAAGCACACGUGGAGUGCUCCUCGGAGCUCGUAUGGCAGUGCGUGAAGAAGAACAACGCGUACGUCCGCGCGUCCGUGAACCGAACGCGCAUGUCCGCGGAGAAAGGCAACGUGACCGCGAAGCACGGAUUUAGCAGCUCAGGUAAAACUUAA